UUUGGCUUUACUUAUUUUUCUAGGGUUGUAAAUUUGAGCAGUUCUGCUGGUCUGCUACAUCGUAUACCGGGAAAAGAAUUACAACAAAGAUUUUUGUCUGAAUCUUUAACUGAAGAAGAACUUAGCAAAUUAAUGAAUGAGUUUGUUGAAGCUGCUAAAGCUGAGGAAAAUGUCCAGAAAGGUUGGGGUGAAUCUGCAUAUGUAGUAUCUAAAAAUGGUGUGAAUGCUCUUACAUUUAUACAGCAUCGCAAAUUCAGUCAGGAUCCUGAUAUGGAUAUUGUAAUUAAUGCUGUAAGUUUAUGUAAAAAAGUUUCAUUUAAAAAUGUUUACACUUUUUUUUUUAAAUGUGCUGAAGCUUCUGUAUAUUGUGCUCUUUUACCACCUGGUGUGGAAUCUCCACGAGGAGAAUUUAUCUGGAAUGACAAAAAAAUUACUCCAUGGUUUUCUAAAUGAAAGCAUAAGAUGGAAAAUUUAAAUAACUGGAUAAAGUUGAAAAUCGAUGUGCUGAAAUUCUCAUUACAUUUUCAGAAUUAUAAAUUC
Parasteatoda tepidariorum (common house spider) is the source of this 540-nucleotide messenger RNA. The record is from RefSeq and is a predicted model, not a curated record. NCBI's taxonomy places the organism in Eukaryota, Metazoa, Arthropoda, Arachnida, Araneae, Theridiidae.